This is a messenger RNA of Pectinophora gossypiella (pink bollworm), 2914 nucleotides long. RefSeq names its product sphingomyelin phosphodiesterase. The coding region runs from base 326 to 2407 and encodes 693 amino acids. Gene Ontology annotation, biological process: ceramide biosynthetic process; sphingomyelin catabolic process. Gene Ontology annotation, molecular function: acid sphingomyelin phosphodiesterase activity. NCBI's taxonomy places the organism in Eukaryota, Metazoa, Arthropoda, Insecta, Lepidoptera, Gelechiidae. The transcript is spliced from 13 exons. Gene Ontology annotation, cellular component: lysosome. The record is from RefSeq and is a predicted model, not a curated record.
GCACAACUCUCACUGCGCGCGCCGCGUGUGGUUGUGGACACUCGCCCACUCCUCAGUUCGUUCGCUCGCCUGCGAACACACACCUCAGUGUUCCGACACGAAGCGAUCCGUAUGCGCGCUACGGCUCAAACCGCGUAGUUUCUCUCGAAAAUAAUUAGUAUGUGAAUGCGGCGUUUUUAUUUGUUCAACACGAAAACAAGUGAAAUGUUAUUGUUCGCAAACUGAUCAGCACGCGUCCGCUUCAGCUUGCACUCGGGCAGACUUCAUGAGGAACAGUUUACUUUUACACUGUUGAGGGUGCUUCCUUCUUCUUCACUUCACAGUUAUGAUUAUCAGAUCAUCAUGGCUGCUUCAGCUACUGUUUACUAUUACUGCAGUUACUUUGACAUCAGGUAGUCCUCUAUUCUUGGACACUGGGAGGUCAAACAAGCCAAUGAUACGAUGGAGCCCCCCGGCGGACGACUGGAACGUGACGACGGCGCCGCGGAACGAGGAGCCCCUCUUCCUGCCCUCCAACUUCACCCACAAGCUACCCCCCACGGCCAACGAGACCGAGCUCAUAGCGCAUAUGGCCGCUCUCAAGAGAAACUACUCGCGCCUCCUCUGGGACAGCGACAAGAGCACUAACCUGCCCCUCUUUGUUGAAAAGGCUCUCAAGCUGCUGAACCUCAAACAAGUCUACUACGAAGUGGAACACUCAGUCAUGUCUAAAGUAUCGUGCACGGCUUGCAAGGCCGGCGCGGGCCUCCUACAACACUAUAUCAAACUCGGCAAAAGUAAAGAGGAAAUUAACAAAAUGAUCUAUCAGUUCUGCGUGUCUCUGAAGAUUCAGUCGGCUAGAGUUUGCGAAGGGAUUACAAGACUGUUUGGGACCGAAGUGAUAUACGUACUGAAACGAGUCACCAUCGGACCGGACGAGAUCUGCAGCUUCGUAAUCGGCGACGCUUGUGGCGACGUGUACAAUCCCUACCACGAGUGGGAGGUCGCUUUCCCUCCGGUGCCAAAGCCCACCAUAGAACCACUCCAAGCACCAAUGGAUAAAGCACCCACCUUCAAAGUUCUACAGAUAUCCGACACGCAUUUCGAUCCUUAUUAUGCGGAAGGUGCGAACGCGGAGUGCAACGAGCCUCUGUGCUGCCGCGCGUCGAGCGGGCCCGCGCUCACGCCGGGCGGAGGCGCCGGCCGCUGGGGAGACUACCGCAAGUGCGACACGCCCAAACGGACCAUCGACCACAUGUUGAAACACAUCGCAGAUACACACACCGACAUAGAUUACAUUUUAUGGACGGGUGAUCUGCCACCGCACGAUGUGUGGAACCAGACUAAGGAGGAGAACCUGAAGGUCCUGCAGGAAACAGUCGCUCAGAUGUCGGACAUGUUCCCCGGCGUGCCGAUCUUCCCCGCUCUUGGAAACCACGAGUCUUCUCCGGUCAACAGCUUCCCGCCGCCGUACAUUUCGUCUCCGGAGUCGAACAUCGCGUGGCUAUACAACGAGCUGGACGCACAAUGGCGUCGCUGGCUGCCCGCCGGUGUCUCCCACACGGUGCGUCGUGGCGCCUUCUACUCUGUGCUCGUGCGCCCCGGCUUCCGCAUCAUAUCUCUCAACAUGAACUACUGCAAUAACAAGAACUGGUGGUUGCUACUGAACAGCACUGACCCGGCUACGGAGCUCCAAUGGCUUAUUUACGAGCUUCAAUCAGCAGAGUUUAGUGGAGAAAAAGUACAUAUAAUAGGUCAUAUACCCCCGGGCCACUCUGAUUGCCUGAAGGUGUGGAGUCGCAACUACUACGCUAUCAUCAACAGAUACGAAUCCACUAUAACAGCACAGUUCUUCGGGCACACACAUUUCGACGAAUUCGAGGUCUUUUACGAUCCCAACGAUCUAGGACGAGCAACGAGUAUCGCAUACGUGGGGCCGUCAGUAUCACCGUACUACGACUUGAAUCUGGGAUAUCGAAUAUAUUAUGUAGAUGGCGACCAUGAGGCGUCGACACGUUUGGUUGUGGAUCACGAGACUUGGAUAAUGAAUCUGAAGGAGGCGAACCUGUUUGGUUACCCGAUUUGGUACAAGUUAUAUUCGGCGCGCUCUGCAUACCUGAUGUCGGCCCUGCGGCCGCAAGACUGGGACAAGUUUAUUGACGACAUGACUGCUAAGGAGGAUGUCUUCAAUUUGUACUACAAGCAUUACUGGAAGAACAGUCCGCGUCGAGGCACAUGCGACGGGGAAUGUCGAAAGAGGCUCGUAUGCGACGCACGGUCCGGGCGCUCUCACGACCGCCGCGCCCUCUGCGGCCACAUCGAGGCCCGCAUCGACGGCGCCCAGCCCGCCCCACAGACGUGGCGAGCAUGGCUCUACAAUGGCCUGUCUGUCUCAAAUAAUUCUACUCCUACUGUUGUACAAGUCUAACGGUGGUGGAUUUAACUUUUAGCUUACAACCUGCACAGUGGUUUAAGGAUGUCAAUGAUAAUGCAGAUACCUCAAGUGGCUUAUCAAAUACCAAAGUUCGUGAUGGGUCUGGGCUGAAAAACGAACCAACUUGAAAUAACGGGAAAGUUACAUAGUACCACCGGGCUUCAGUCACGACAAGAACAAACGUCCUUCGACUAAUUUAUUAAUAAUCUAUAGACAGUACACAUAAUAGUGCCUAAAUAUUUGAAAACGAUAAUACAUAUUUUGUGAUUUAUUUUGAAUAUUCGAAUUUGAACUCUUAGUCAUUUGUAUAAAAAUCGGAAUGUUAUUUAAAAAUGCGUCUUGAACUGCACCGGUGGUCAACACUAGCUAUAAGUUAAGUUAAUUUAUCAGAUAUUUUAUAAGUUUAAUACUUUCUGUUGUAAAUAUAAAUUGUAAAUGUAUAAUAUUUUUUAUACCAUCAGUGAUCUAUUUUUCGAAUAAAAGUAAUAUAAUCGAGAAGAA